Sinocyclocheilus grahami is the source of this 2925-nucleotide messenger RNA. RefSeq names its product von Willebrand factor A domain-containing protein 5A-like. The record is from RefSeq and is a predicted model, not a curated record. NCBI's taxonomy places the organism in Eukaryota, Metazoa, Chordata, Actinopteri, Cypriniformes, Cyprinidae. The transcript is spliced from 23 exons. The coding region runs from base 1 to 2925 and encodes 974 amino acids.
AUGAAGAAUCAUGUAGCCACAGCCUCCUCCACUCUGCAGUAUGUGAAUGAGGAAGAGCGCCCCCUGGAGGCCUUGUUCGUCUUCCCUCUGCCUGCGGAUGCUGCUGUCUGCCACUUCAGUGCCAAGAUCGGAGAGCAGGAGAUUGUGGCAGAGGUGCAGGACAGAGACACCGCGAGGGAUCAGUAUGAUGAUGCUGUGAGUUCGGGUCAGCAGGCGUUUCUGUUGGAAGAGAGCGCAGAGAGUCCUGAUGUGUUCAGACUGAGUGUCGGGUGUCUGUCGGCGGGUCAGAACGCUGCUGUCACCAUCAUCUACGUCACCGAGCUCGCUGUGCAGGCCGAUCACUCGCUGCGCUUCUGUCUGCCGACUGUACUCAACCCCCGAUACACACCAUGCAGUUCAGGUGCUGGUAUCGUCUCAGAGAUUUCAUCAAGAUGUGGAGCUGUUCCCUAUACGCUGACUCUCAGUGUCUAUGUGAGCUCUCCAAAGCCCAUCACCAAACUAGAGUCCAACUGCUCUCUGGAUCUAGUGUUCCUCCACUCUGAUCACACUCAGGCUACGGUGGAUCUGAGUCCUGGUCACAUGUUUGAUAAGGACUUUGAGCUGUUUGUGUUCUAUCAGGAUACCCAUCAGCCCUCUGCUAUAGUGGAGGCAGGAGUGACCACUGCCCCGCCAGGCUCUCUGAUGAGGGACCCAGUGGUCAUGAUGAGUUUGUACCCAGAGUUCCCGGAGGAAGUGAUGUCAUCACUGGCAUCUCGAGGCGAGUUUGUUUUCUUGAUUGACAGAUCAGGCAGUAUGGGAGACAUGAUGCAUCAUGGGAAAGGAGCACAGAUGCGCAUUGAAAGUGCAAAGGACACUCUGCUGUUACUGUUGAAGAGUCUGCCCAUGGGUUGCUACUUCAAUAUCUAUGGAUUUGGCUCUCGUUUUGAGUCCUUCUUCCCUCUGAGUCUCGAAUACAAUCAGGACACAAUGGAUCAGGCUCUGAAGAAAGUGAAGGAAAUGCAAGCAGACAUGGGCGGCACAGAGAUUUUACAGCCUCUAAAACACAUCUACAAUCUACGCUAUCACCCUGACCACCCCAGACAGCUGUUCGUCUUCACUGAUGGAGAGGUGGGAAACACUAAAGAGGUGCUGGACCUGGUGAAAAGUCACGCUCACUCUCACAGGUGUUUCUCAUUCGGGAUUGGUGAGGGUGCAAGUGCCGCCCUCAUCACAGGAAUGGCCAGAGAGGGAUCGGGUCACGCUCAGUUCAUCACAGACACCGACCGCAUGCAGCCCAAAGUGAUGCAGUCGGUCAGGUUUGCGCUGCAGCCUGCUGUGGUUAAUAUCUCUGUGGAUUGGACCCUUCCAGAAGGAGUUACUGUUGACACACUGUCUCCACCCAUCAAUGUGCUCUGCCAGGGACAAAGAACACUCAUUUAUGCCCAAAUGAAAGGAGAAAGUUCAGGAGGCUCUGAGGGAACAGUGACAGUCAAAUACAGUCUGAAAGAUCAACCAGUAACAAACCAGCUCCACUUCUGCCUCAAACCAACUGAGGAAACUGGUAACAAUAAAUCCCAGUUUUUGCCCUUUGAGGGCAUCAGGAGCAGGAUGGUGGAGCUCAGUGUUCAGGCAGGAGUGAGCAGUGUUCAUACAGCCUUCAUUGCUGUUAAUAAAGACAGCAGACAGACUGUGAAAGGACCCCUGAAGCAGAGAAGAGUGCCAACACGCGGACCUUUGGUUUCUCUUUCUGUAGCUUCACAAUAUGCUCAGCCAUGUGCCUUUGGAAGCUUUAAUUCAUCUGCAGCUUCACAAUCUGCUCAGUCAGUUGCCUAUGGAAGCUUGUAUUCAUCUGCAGCUGCACAACCUGCUCAGCCAAUGGCCUAUAAUGCACCGUUUUUGGGAUGGCUGCCAGUGCAAGCUGCUCCUGAGCCCCAGAAGGACCCGUUACUGCAGCUGGUUUCUCUCCAAAAGGCAUCAGGCUGCUGGGAUCUGGACGCCACACUGGCUGAUGUGUUUGGGAAGACGGAGGAUGAGCUGACCAAUCAGAAACCAGCACAGGUGGAUGGGUCAGUGUGGGCCACUCUCCUGGCUCUGAUCUGGUUAUACGGCUGUAAAAUAGAGCAGCAGGUGGAGUGGCAGUUUGUGGCCAUGAAGGCAGCGUCAUGGAUCGGCUCUCAGAAAGGUGAGAUCUCCAUUCCAGACCACAUUCAUUCAAGCAUCUCAGUGCAGGUUCUGGUUCAGGAUCAUGUAGCCACAGUCUCCUCCACUCUGCAGUAUGUGAAUGAGGAAGAGCGCCCCCUGGAGGCCUUGUUCGUCUUCCCUCUGCCUGCGGAUGCUGCUGUCUGCCACUUCAGUGCCAAGAUCGGAGAGCAGGAGAUUGUAGCAGAGCUGCAGGACAGAGAAACUGCGAGGGAUCAGUAUGAUGAUGCUGUGAGUUCGGGUCAGCAGGCGUUUCUGUUGGAAGAGAGCGCAGAGAGUCCUGAUGUGUUCAGACUGAGUGUCGGGUGUCUGUCGGCGGGUCAGAACGCUGCUGUCACCAUCAUCUACGUCACCGAGCUCGCUGUGCAGGCCGAUCACUCGCUGCGCUUCUGUCUGCCGACUGUACUCAACCCCCGAUACACACCAGCAGGUUCAGGUGCUGGUAUCGUCUCAGAGAUUUCAUCAAGAUGUGGAGCUGUUCCCUACACGCUGACUCUCAGUGUCCAUGUGAGCUCUCCAAAGCCCAUCUCCAAACUAGAGUCCAACUGCUCUCUGGAUCCUCUAGAGUUCCUCCACUCUGAUCACACUCAGGCUACGGUGGAUCUGAGUCCUGGUCACAUGUUUGAUAAGGACUUUGAGCUGUUUGUGUUCUAUCAGGAUACCCAUCAGCCCUCUGCUAUAGUGGAGGCAGGAGUGACCACUGCCCCGCCAGGCUCUCUGAUGAGGGACCCAGUGAGGCAGGAGUGA